AUCGUCGUGUGUUUAGUUUAUCCAGAGGUAUACAUCUGUCAUGUUGGUGAUGGAGCCAGUGUUGUGGUGUUGAUAAAUACUGUGAUUCGAGAUCGGUAGCGAGCAAACGAUGAUCAAUCCCAACAGGUGGUUGCUGCUUCUUCAAGUGGUUUUGACAUGCGUGGCAACCGGAAACGCGCUGCGGCUGGCGGCUUACAUUUCGUCGGGGGGCCUACACGGGGAAAUCCGAUUCGAGCCGGCUGGCAGCAGCCCAGCUUCGGCGGUUCGGAUUCGUUUGGCUCUGAAGCCGACCCUCCAAUACCCGGAUCAGCAGUGGCAAUGGCACCUCACCGAGUUCCCGGUCGACUACACCGCUAUUCAGAAUCGCUGCGACGAGCGGUACCUUGGGAAAAGCAUCGUCAAUCUGACGAAGAUUGUGGGCCCGCUCGAGUUCCCAGGCAACGAGACCGGCUCGGUCGAGGUUGCCGAUCUCCACCUCUCGGGUGAAAAGGGCCUCUGGGGCAGGGGCCUUCACCUCCAGGACAAUCUCAGCGGACGCGUCAUUUGCUCGUCGAUAACGGUAGUGGACCGCAACUCGGAAAAGUUGGCAGAGGCCCGGUUCAACGGACCGGUAGCCGGCUCGAUAUGGCUGCGGUGGCUGGGCGCGGGCGGUCAGCCGGGCGACAGCGCCGUCGACACGAUCAUCCACGCGAGUCUCCAGCACACCGGGGACCAAAAGUCCGAGGGGCCCUACACCACCGAGCACCACUGGAAGUUCUACGUCACCGACAUACUCGACAGCAGUAAAGAGCGCGCCUCCUGCAACAUCCUGCAAACGGUCUUUGACCCGGACGACGCUGGACCGGAAAAAUCGAUCGGCGACGUGGACUCGCGGCUCGGCAAGAUCCGCGUGGCUUCGCGCACGAGCCCGGGUUUCAAGAGCGCCUUCCGGGACCCGGAGCUCGCGCUCCUGUCGGCCGACCUGCUGAGUCCCCAUCGCGCCCUCUACAUCGUCAUCUUCCACCCGAUCCACGAGGACCUCUUCCUCGCCUGUGCCAAGCUCAAGCCUCGGCGGCCCCUCGUAGCCAAGUCUAUCUUCAACUCGCGGGGCAUCAAGGGCGAGGUGACCCUCGUGCAGGAGACCCCGUUCGACCCGACCUGGGUCAACGUGUCCCUGUCGGCUAUCAACGACCUCGAGACGAGGCUGCGCUACCAGACCAAAGUCGCGUACUACCGAAUAAACGAGCUGCCCCAGGAGCCGAGCAAGUUCCUCGAGGACGUGGUCGAGCCGUGCUCCACGACCAACAACCUCUACGAUCCCCUCAAGACGAACGAGAACGGACAAGUCCCGCCAGCUGGGUACGGCACGCAGGACCAGUACGCCGUUGGCGACCUCUCUGGUAAGCUCCAGGGACGCAAGGAGGGCUCGCAUCACCUCGACAUCCUUUCCGGAAGCGCGAAACUGAGCGGCCUCUACUGGGACACUUAUCUGCCGCUUUCGGGGAUCCACAGCGUCGUUCACCGAUCUUUCGUCAUCUACAAGAACAACGAGACGGACACUAAAUCCAAUCCAUUGCCGUGGACGUGCGGUGUAUUUACGCACCAGUUGCCCAACGGCGCGGGUAGAAUGCCAAUGAUGACGGCCGAGGUGGUCUUCCGAUACCCAAUAGUCGGUAAGAUCGUAUUCCGGCAGCCCCGCAACGAGCCCGACAUGGACACGACGAUCAUCGUCGAGCACCUGAUACACUCGGACGGUGGUGCCCUCAACAACACCGUUGAUCACAGGUGGAUGAUACACGAGAACCCACCGGGCCAGGACUACUACAAUUGGACGGCCAGGUGCCUCAGCGCAGGCGCCCCCUACAACCCGUACAAGAUCGAGUGGGAUCCCAAACAUCCGGAGCUGUGCUCGGCGGAGGGACCGGUCUUCUGCCGGUUGGGCGACUUCACCAGACACGGGACCCUCAACAUCGCAGGCAGCAAAGCCGACGGUCUAAGACUGAGCCGCAAGUUGUUUACCGAUCCUUUGGUUACUCUGUCGGGGCCGCACACCAUAUUCGGCAAGAGCAUCGUCAUAUACGACGACCACGGCCCCAAGGCUCGAGGGGAGCGCCUCGCGUGCUCGACAAUCACCGGGUUGCACAGGAGAAAAGCGGUGGCAAAGGAUUGGUUUGGAAACGGCGAGGAGAUAACGAUAAGCGGGAAACUGGAGUUCGUCCAGGAGAGCCCGUACGACGUGACGGAUGUCGAAGUCGACCUCGAGGGUCUUAACGGCAAAAUGAGCGGCUACCACGUCCACAUGACACCGGUGGAGCUGGAUCUGGAGUUCCCGUGCGACGACACGACGCUCUACGGGCACUGGAACCCCCUGGGUGUUAACGCGAGCGCCUCCCCGCCACCAGCUGCCGGUAGCAACGAUCAGUACGAGCUGGGUGAUUUGAGCGGCAAAUUUGGAACCCUCGACGGUAGGAAGCGCUACGCGGUGGCUUACAACGAUACCCAGCUGCCGCUCUUCGGGCCCAGGAGCGUGCUCGGGCGCAGUAUAGUCGUUCACAAGAAGGAGAAGAACGCCAGGUGGGCUUGCACGACGAUAGAGCGCGGGUAUUCGCCUUCAGAAGCUCGGGAGCUCAGGGCCAUCGCUUCGUUUCACCAUCCGCAGGGAUUUGCCUAUGGCUACAUUCGCAUGACUCAGCUGAUUUACAAUGACGGUAGUCAAAGCGACACGACGAUUGAAGUCAAUCUUCGCCAUCCCGGCAAACACGAUCGUAAUGUUACGAGGAACCACAACUGGGCGAUAUACGUGAACGCCGUGGGAGUCGACGCCACAGUUAAAACCAAAGAUACCCGAUGCGUGGCUGGAGGUUACAGGUGGAACCCCUACUUUACGCAGCUGGCCGAUCCUCUGAACGAAGACCUCUACAGACAGGAGUGCGGCCCGGAUCUUCCUCUGCGUUGCGACGUGGGUGACCUAUCGGCGCGCGUGGGACCGAUCGACAUAGGUCUCGGGCGACGCAUCCUCGUGGAUUCGAACUUUCCGCUCGAGGGCACAGUUUCGGCCUUGGGUCGUUCGAUCGUCAUCAUGGACCAGGAUUUCGGCGGCUACAGGUUCGCUUGCGCCAACAUCGAGCCGGACAACGACAUCAUCAAGUACGCGAAUAUCCGCAAGCCACCGCGGUUCGUUGCGGCCCAGUUUUUGGAGGACGUGCGACAAGUUAUGGGGAUUCCCGAGUGGAUGCUGUCCAUCGACAGUAGGAAAACCAAAAUUCUACACAACGGCGCAUGCGUACAGUUUUUGAUGCACUUUAAGGGUACACAACAAGCACAUUAA
This is a messenger RNA of Copidosoma floridanum, 3307 nucleotides long. It is a transcript of the gene Rsod, whose product is annotated as superoxide dismutase family protein Rsod. Gene Ontology annotation, molecular function: metal ion binding. Gene Ontology annotation, biological process: superoxide metabolic process. Lineage: Eukaryota; Metazoa; Arthropoda; Insecta; Hymenoptera; Encyrtidae. The record is from RefSeq and is a predicted model, not a curated record.